AUGGAGAAAUCGAAGAAGACGGACAUGUCGUUCAUCGUCUCCAUGAACGACGACCUUCUACAGAACAUUCUCCUGAGAUUACCUGCGAAACCGUUUGCUUUCGCUUCCUGCGUUAACCGAUCGUGGAACAUCGUCUGCAAUCACAUCCUCUCUCGCCCCAAAUUGGUUUCCGCUUUCUCUAGAAACCCUAAUCAACUCAAAGCUGCACAAGAAGUACUUGAUAAAGCUUUGUCUGAGCCAAUUCGACCAGAUUUCGUCAUUGCAAAUAUGACAUCUGGGAAAAUGGAAGAAACUUUGAGUCUGAUAACUAAAAGAGUAGGAUCAAGGGUUCCUGUUGUUGUAUCUCUAGUUGGUGGAGUAUUAGGAAAAGAAGCGUGUAAUGACAAGGCUGGAGAGGUCACACUGUAUGACGAGGGACCGCAGAGUUUUGCUAUACUGUUGACCGUUGGCUACUUGCCAGGAAUCAAAGUCGAUGUUAUUCCUGUAAUUCAAGCAAAAGAGGAAACUGAAGCAAUGAUUGGAGAUAGAUUCGUGAUGGAUAUUAGGAAUUUUGUGUCUGCGGUUUCAGAUCAAGCUGCACCAGCCUGUCUUAUGCUCUUCGGGGAGGGUACUUAUGCCACAGAACCUAUCAUUCGAAAAUUGGACUAUGCCAUGCCCCCAGAAACUAUUAUUGUGGGUAAUCAAAAGGGAGAGUUCUUACAUAAACGUGCUAAUGAAUCAAGAAAUGUUCAGCUGCCGCAUAAAGACGAGAGCAGAGUUCUUGCAGGUCUAAUCUUCGCAAGAGAUAGACACAAACCCAUUCAGGCUGGGAGAGUUCAGUUUCACACUGCAAUAUCAAGAGGAGUGUCAUCAGUUGAUUUGAGUUACAAGGUGGCUAAUGCCAUUUACGGUCUCCCUAAAUGUCCUGCUACACUUAUGACUGCAAAAAGAAUUGGAGAAGCAGAGGUUCUUAAUGGUAAUCAAAUUCUAGAUGACAUAGAAGCAAAUCAGUUAGGAAACCCUCUCAAGGAGCCUGGUCUAUACAUUGGAGUGAUAAAACGAAGAAAAUACUAUGUUGGUUUAGAGCAGAAGCCAAAGAUCAUGUCCUCACUUGUGUUUCAUGAAGUUACUGGAGCCGAUGAACAGUAUCUUUUAGUCAGUGGCGCUGGAAUCAAAACCUGUGACCAGUUCCAACCUUACAUCCCUGAUCUUAAAGUGGCUGAAGCAUCACUAAGCGAUGUUUCGUCUCAGCUUAGAAACAUCGUGUCCAAACCGAAUAAACGGGAGGUUGUUGGAGGUUUUGUUUUCGCUGGUAUUGGACGUGGUGAGUCUUUCUUUGGUCGGUUAAACGCAGAUAGCUCACCGUUUUUGGAGAACUUCCCGGAGUUGCGUUUUGGUGGUGUGUUCUGCGACGGUGAGAUUGGAAGAAGCUUGUCCGGGGAGGAGGGAGAGGAGAAGGAAGAAAGUUGUAGACAGAGAUGUCUUCAUGUUGUUAGUUCUGUGUAUCUUAUUGUCUCGUAUGCAUGUUCUUAAUCUAACAUGUCUGUUUUUUUUUUGAUGUAUUGAAGAGAGUUUAAGACUAUUUUAAAAACUUUUAUAAAGUUAUAUAGGUAAAUUU
Eruca vesicaria subsp. sativa (arugula) is the source of this 1597-nucleotide messenger RNA. The record is from the annotation of a GenBank genome assembly. Lineage: Eukaryota; Viridiplantae; Streptophyta; Magnoliopsida; Brassicales; Brassicaceae.